GUUUUCGACAUGCAGGGCGUUCAGGGACAUGCUUCAGGAGGUGGGUUACGUUGCUGGUCAGCACGAAGUCAUCGCAGAAAACCUGACGACCAGCGUGGUUCGAGAAAUUCAGAAUCAAGUCCGAGAGCUGAAGGACGAGCGCAAAAAGAGCCUACAAGAAGGAGCGAGGCUGCAAAACAUUCUGACGAGCCAAUUGGCAGCUUUGGAGAGAAGCAAGAAAAGCUACGAGAAAGCGUGGCGAGAUGCAGAAAAGGCGCAAGACACGUUUCAGAAAGCAGACGCUGACCUCAAUUUGUCCAGAGCAGAAGUGGAGAAACACAGGAACAAUAAUUCCAUUAAAUCUCAACAGUGCGAAGAAGCCAAGAACGAAUAUGCUGCUCAACUCCAGCGAACAAAUGAGCUCCAGCGUCAACAUUAUAAUGAACUGAUGCCGUCAGUGUUCAUGAGUCUGCGGAACCUGGACAAUAAGCGGAUUCAGAAUUAUCAGGCUGCCAUGCGACGGUACGUUGAGGUGGAAAGAGACGUGGAACCCAUUAUCUCGAAAUGUUUGGACGGAGUUCUGAACGCUGCUGAUGCUAUCGAAGAAGACGAGGACUCGAGGCUAGUGAUAGAAAAGUUCAAGUCGGGGUUCCCGAUCCCGGGAGACUUCCCUUUCGAGGACCUGAGUGCGAUGAAGUCCGGGGAAUCCUCGACGACGCUGAACGGC
Messenger RNA from Notodromas monacha, 706 nucleotides. Lineage: Eukaryota; Metazoa; Arthropoda; Ostracoda; Podocopida; Cyprididae. The record is from the annotation of a GenBank genome assembly.